UGGAAAACUCUUUUUGCAGGUUUUUCGAAUACAAAGUCACUCCCAUCUGUUGCAACUGCAACUACUGGCUCAUUGUGCACUACUUCAUCUGUUGGUGUAGUUACAUCUCCUCCACCAGCAUCUACUAAUGAUGCAGCAAGGACUACACCAUUUGUAACUACAUGUGGUAGUAUGCUUCCUCCUACCUCAACACCUAUUGAUAAACAAAUUGGAGAGUCUAUGAACACUUUUAUUACAAAUUCUGCUUUUGUAUCAACUUCAUCUGUCAGUGUGACACCUGGCUACUCAUUUUCAAUUACAUCAGCCAAAGUGCAGACUAAUCCAGCUACUGAUGAGCCUCUUUUGGAUGCAACUUCAUCUGUUAGUGUGACACCUACUGGCUCGUCUGAUCCAACCGUAUCAAACCCUGAUGGUUUAAGUCCGAACGAUUCCAGAUUUGACUAUACUUGGAUACUGAUCCUUCUCUCGGCAAUUAUAACAGCAUUAAUUCUGUUUUGCAUCAUAGUCUUCUGUGUUUGCGUCUGUCGGUAAGUCACACCCUUACUGAACACAUAUAAGUAAUGUAAGGUUGUAAGAGAGGUGAAUGGCUUUCUUCACCGAGUUACUUCAGAUUAACUAGGGUCACACCCUAACUGUAUAUACACAUUGCUAAUGUAAUCACACAAGCGAGGCACAGAAUAGCUUUCUACACCGGGAUACCUGAAACUAAUGUCACACCCCAACUAUAAACAGUGUUUUAUAUUAUGUAUCUGGAAAUUCUCUUUCACCAGGAGGCGAUGUUGUACUAAGUCAAAGAAGAUGUCCCUCGAGAGGCUGAGUCUGUCUUCUGGUUUUGAAAGCUUCCACGGGUUCACUCCCUCUUCUCUCCCCAUUAACCCCAUUUACGUCUCCCACAACGGCGAGGCUAUUGAGCACGCUCUCUCCACAGAGACAACAAUGAUCGAGCCACCGAUGGCACCUAUUGAAGAGAAGACUGGGGAUCAGGACAUAUAUUUGCUCGACAUUGAGGGAAGUGACGACUCCCCUGCACUGAAGAAAAAUGCCUUCUUUGAUCCAAUCUUGGCAGAAAUGUUUGGAGAUUACGUCACCCGAUGUCACUCCAGUGACAAUAGGGACUUCAAACAUCAGUUUACAGUGAUGCAAGACUGUGGUGCAGGCUUUUCCACAAUUGCUGGAUCUAACACAAGUCUGCAAAAGCUCAACAGAUUUGCCAAUAUCAUGCCGUAUGAAAAUAACAGGGUCUUCCUCAUGGCAGUUGAAAGACACACUGAGUACAAAGGAGACUACAUUAAUGCCAGUUACAUUGAUGGUUACAAUUUUGAGCACAAGUUCAUAGCAACACAAGGACCACUGCCUAACACAACUGUUGACUUCUGGAGGAUGGUGUGGCAGGAGAGGUCUCGGAACAUUGUGAUGGUCACCAAUCUGGUGGAGGGAAAUAGGAUCAAGUGUCACAAGUACUGGCCAGAGACUGGGACCCUGUCCUUUGGCCCCUUCAAUGUCACCAUCACAGGACAACAGAUACUGGCUGACUACACCACUCGGGAAUUUAGUGUUCAGCUGACGGAGAGUUCAGAACCAGCUCUGAGUGUGACUCAGUUCCACUUCACAGCCUGGCCUGACCAUGGAGUGCCUGACUAUGCGACUUCACUUCUGGCCUUCCACAAGAAAGUGAAGAAACAUCAUAAGCCAUUCAUGGGACCAAUUACUGUCCAUUGCAGUGCUGGUGUGGGGAGGACAGGGACUCUGAUAACUAUUGACUGUGUUCUUGAGCAGCUGCAAGAGGAGAAGGUGGUGGAUAUAGCUGGUGUCAUCAUCCACCUCCGCACACAGAGAAUGAAAAUGGUCCAGAGCUUGGAACAAUAUAUCUUCAUCCAUGAUGCUAUCCUUGAGGUCCUGAUGUGCGGUGAUACCCAAAUUGAUGCUGCCUGUAACCUCCGCAGAGUUACUCAGAGAAUGAGUGAAUGUGACCCACAAACCAAUCUCAAUGAGUUUGAAAAGCAGUUUAAGGUACUUGAGAAGGUUUCUGUAAAGCCAGAAGAGAUUACAAGGAAUGAGGCUCUUCGUAAUCCCACCAAGAAUCGGAGUGACUACUACCUCCCUGGUGAUGCCUGGCGUGUGACACUAAGAGGAGAUCUCCAGACUUAUAUCCAUGCCGUUUUUGUUAAUGGGUACAAGCAACAGAGAGCAUUCAUCAUGGCUCAAAGUCCCAUGGAGUCCACAGCCAGAGAUUUCUGGAAGAUGGUCCACGACAGGAAGUGUGGAGUCAUUGUUAUGCUCUGUGACUUGGUGGAAAAUGGGCAGGAGACGUGUUACCAGUAUUGGCCUCAGACUGGACUGAUUCAGUUUGUAGGCUACAAGGUUGAUCUGAUGGAGGAAAAUGUCAUGGAGGGAUUCAUCAUGCGCAAAUUAAGCGUCUAUAGUGAGAAGGUAUUGAGGAAAGUUUUCAUAAUAAUAUUACGGUAGAAAAUAUAAUUUGGGGUUAUUUUUAUACAGGCAAGCCGUGCCCACCAGGUAGUUCAGUUGCACAUGACUAACUGGAGUCCCUGAUGGCAGCUGCUCUCACCUGGCCACCAUCACCAGUGUGAUAAAUGAGAUGUCUGCAAUUCAGAGGAGAACUGGCAACCAUCCUGUUGUAGUACACUGCAGUGACACAGUGGGUAGGUCGGGGAUGUUCUGUGCCAUAGUCACCACCAUUGAGAGGUGUAAAACAGAGGGAGUGGUGGAUGUGUUCCAGGUGAUCAAGGCUCUCAGGAUACAGAAACCUGGAGCUGUCAUCACUGUGACCCAGUAUCACUUGUUGUUUGAAGCGAUUUUGGCCUAUUUGGAUUCAUUUGAUGCUUACUGUAAUUUUCUAGACCUCUAAUCUCUUUCUCAGAUAUUACACACCC
Messenger RNA from Geodia barretti, 2891 nucleotides. NCBI's taxonomy places the organism in Eukaryota, Metazoa, Porifera, Demospongiae, Tetractinellida, Geodiidae. The record is from the annotation of a GenBank genome assembly.